AUGUUAUUAGAAGAAAUUCCUGUUGAAAUGUAUUUAGAAAUAUUCAAAUAUCUUGAUGUUAUUAAUCUCUAUGGAUUUUAUAAUCUUAAUAAAAAGACUAAUUUAAUUUUAUCUCAAGCUCAUCUUUAUUUUAAUUUUGACGAUAAUAUUGAUAAUCGUUUUGCAUCACGUCUAUAUGCAUUUGAUGAGCUACAAAUAUAUUAUUUCAGUCUAUCUGGUAGUGCUAUAAAUAUUUUCUGUUCAAUGUUCACAUUAACACAGUUUAAUAAUUUACGAACAUUAAAAUUAUUGCAAAUACCAAUACCAAAUUUACGUCGUUUUACAUCAGAAUUAUUAAUGUUGAAGCGUUUAACACAACUGCAUGUAGAACCAACAUUUCAUAGUGAUGAAUCAUAUGAUUGUAAUCGAAUAUUACAGCACUCAACAUUGAAAAUUUGUUACUUAAAAUCAUCUUUUGAAAAACGUUUGUAUUUUUCAAUGCCAUUAAUGUCAAACAGUUCAAUUGAACAUUUAACACUUGAUGUAUGCUGUUUAGAUGACGUCUAUCUAUUUUUACAACAUAUGCCAAAAUUAAAACGUUUAAUAAUGAUUGUACAUGCAACUGGAAAUGAUAAAGGAAUAAAUAGAAAAAAUAUUACAGAAUUAAUAACACCAAAUUUAGUUUAUUUUAAAUUAAUAAUAAAAGGCUCUAUGGAAGAAGAUGUUGAGAUAUUUGAACCUUUAAAAGAACUACUUAUGCUCCUGCCAAAAUUAGUUUAUUUUGAAUUCACAAGCUUUGCUUGUAGAUUUAGGGAUGGUUAUUGGUGGGAAAAGGUACUUUGUGAAUUAAUAUAUUUAAAAACAUUUCGUUGUAGUGUUUGCGUAUGGAAGGCGUAUCGAGGUAAAAAUCUAGCACAAUAUGGUGAAAAAUUUGUUGAAUCGUUUCAAACAUCAUUUUGGUUGAAAAAAACGCAAAGAAUGGAGAAUAAAUUUUAG
Molecule: messenger RNA, 975 nt
Organism: Didymodactylos carnosus
Lineage: Eukaryota; Metazoa; Rotifera; Eurotatoria; Philodinida; Philodinidae
Source: the annotation of a GenBank genome assembly